CCGUCUCCCCGAACCGGCGACCCGCACUGUGGGCGCGGUGUUAACAUCUGAAAACGAGCGCAGCCCUUCACCGGGGGUUAAGUCUGCUGUGUUAAUGUAUUAGCUAAAUAAGAAUUUUUGUUUAAAAAAAACUCUUACAGAAUUGCUUUAAAAAGAAGAAAAGUGCUGAACUGGAAGAAUAAAAGUGAAGGAAAGUGGAUUCACUGUUUUAGAUAGCUCUCACCUGCACUUAACUACUGAACCAGUUUUGGGGUUUGAUUGUUUUUUCAACUUUUUUAGACAAGUUAGGGUAAAAGCUACAUUGGGAGCAGUGUUUCUUUACAUGUAGGAAAGUUAUUAGAUAGUUUGGUCUCUAAAUGUUAAUGAGGCUCCAGGUUUUCCUUGAAGUUAUAUUUGCAAAAGUUGACAUAUACUUAAAAGUUGAUGCCCACAUUCUGAAUUUGAAUCUAAAUGUGAUUUGCUGAGAUGUGUAUGUCGUGUUCAACCUGAAACCUUAAAGCAGUUAAAAAACAAACAGCAGUUAGUUUAAAACAAACACAACAGCAUUAUCCCCCCCGCAGUCCCAGGGCUUUGAACAGUCCUUGCUUAAACAAAGUAUUGACAGAAAUUACUAGCAAAUAGCUGUGUUUUAGAGAACAAAAUCAGUUAUUGAAAUUUCUUUUUAAAAUUGAAUUACUGUUGUCUUUUUAUUUGGUAAUAACUGGGUGAUGGGAUGCAUUAAUCAUAAAAAUGCACCUUUUCCUCUUCACAAAAAGUCAAACAUAUAUUUUGUUUAAACGAUGUUAAUGUUUAAUAGUGUGCUUUAGGAGUACACGUUUUUGCUAAUUGGCUAGAAGGUGAGAUUAGGAAGAAGAGAUUGCAUUCACAGUCUGAAUUUUGCAAAUCCUGUCAUUUUGCAAAUCCUAUGUGUCCGAGGAGAUUUUGUGUCUUUGCAGUAGGACCAGAUAUAUUGCCCCAUUUGUUCCCCCACCUCGGUACCCAAAGCAGCUGAAGGGGCAGGACCAGAGGAGUUUCUGUUUCUCUUUCCUCCAGUGGUGUGCUGGAAGCAAAACUCCACUUCUCACAAGCUGACCCAGUGAGAGUUGUGUUCUGUCAGAGUGGGUCGUUGCUUGCCUGGAAGGGAGUUUGCUACUGUUAACGAUCCCACAGAAAACAACUUAGUGAUCAAAGCAAAAUUUUAAGCCAGGACUUCAAGGAUUCUUGGCCACUGUUACUGAAAUGAUACUACAGAAGGCAGCAGUUGCAUUGUGUUCAUUGGAUGAAACCUGAAUAUUUACUGUCAGUCAAGUGGGUGAAACCCCUAACUGCAGUUUACAUGUGUAGGUCACUGCGUUACUGUGUUAGUCACUGUCUCUUUGCAGCAAUGACACGGCUUGAAGAAGCAAACAGAGAAGUGAACAUGCACUCCUCAGUCAGAUACCUGGGCUAUCUUGCCCGAAUCAACCUACUGGUUGCCAUUUGCAUGGGCCUUUAUGUCAGGUGGGAAAAAACUGCAGACGCACUGAUUUUGGUAAUAUUUAUUCUGGGACUCUUUGUUCUUGGAAUUGCUAGCAUACUGUACUACUACUUUUCAAUGGAAACAGCAAGUUUGAGUCUCUCCAAUCUUUGGUUUGGUUUUUUGCUUGGCCUUCUCUGUUUUCUCAAUAAUUCUGCCUUCAAAACAGAUGUGAAAGAAGAAGCUACAAAAUAUUUGCUUCUCUCUGCCAUUGUUUUGAGGGUAUUAUGUGCUUUAGUUGAAAGGAUUUGUGGUUGUGUCCAUCAUCGACCAACUCUGCUGACAACAGUUGAAUUUUUGGAGCUAGUUGGAUUUGCAAUUGCCAGCACGACUAUGCUGGUAGAAAAAUCUGUAAGCAUUAUUCUUUUGGUCUUGGCUUUGGCCAUGUUGAUUAUUGACUUACGUAUGAAGUCUUUUUUGGCAAUUCCAAAUUUGGCAAUUUUUGGAGCCAUUGCAUCCCUGCUCUUUUUUCCAUCACUGCAAAUCCCCACAAACCCUUUUGCCUUGGCAUGUUUCUUCAGCUGCCUCAUUUCAGAUCCCCUUCUCGACGUUUACUUCAGUGGACUUUCCGUUACCGAGCGAUGGAAGCCCUACCUGUACCGUGGUAAAAUUUGCAGGCGGCUUUCUGUCAUCUCUGUUGGAGUCAUUGAACUAAUCUUUUUCAUUCUUGCAGCCUUUAAACUACGUGAUUUGGAUCUCUGGUAUUUUGUGAUACCUGGUUUUUCUAUUUUUGGAAUUUUCUGGAUGAUCUGUCAUGUGAUUUUUUUUAUAACACUUUGGGGAUUUCACACAAAACUAAAUGACUGCCACAGGGUGUACUAUACUCACCGUGCAGAAAACAACAGCCUGGACAGAGUCAUGGCGUCUAAAGGAAUGCGUCACUUCUGCUUGAUCUCAGAACAGCUGGUAUUUUUCAGCCUUGUUGCGACUGCUGUUUUGGGAGCUGUCUCUUGGCAGCCAACCAAUGGGAUCUUCAUGAGUGCAUUUCUCAUUGUUCUACCUUUGGAGUCCAUGGCUCAUGGGCUUUUCCAUGAACUGGGAAACUGCUUGGGAGGAACGUGUGUUGGGUAUGCUGUUGUGAUUCCCACCAACUUUUGCAGUCCUGAUGGCCAACCAACUCUUCUUCCACCUGAGCAUGUCCAAGAGUUAAAUCUGAGGUCUACUGGCAUGCUUAAUGCCAUCCAAAGAUUUUUUGCAUAUCACAUGAUUGAGACAUACGGUUGUGACUACUCUACAAGCGGACUGACCUUUGAUACCCUUCACUCUAAGAUCAAGUCUUUUCUUGAGCUUCGGACUGCAGAUGGACCCAGACAUGAUACCUACAUUCUGUAUUACAGUGGUCACUCCCAUGGCACUGGUGAAUGGGCACUGGCAGGGGGUGAUGCUUUACGACUUGACACGCUGUUGGAGUGGUGGAGAGAAAAGAACGGCACUUUUUGUUCUCGACUGAUCAUUGUUUUAGACUGUGAGAACUCUCAGCCUUGGGUUAAAGAAGUAAGAAAAGUAAAUGACCAGUAUGUUGCUGUCCAAGGAGCAGAAAUGGCCAGAGUUGUAGACAUCGAGGAAGCAGACCCUCCACAGCUUGGUGACUUCACCAGGCAAUGGGUUGAGUACAACUGUAACCCUGACAGCAACAUCAGCUGGUCUGAAAAGGGCCGCACGGUGAAAGCGGUGUAUGGUGUGUCAAAGCACUGGAGCGACUACACUUUGCAUUUGCCAACGGGAAGUGACUUUGCCAAACACUGGAUGAUUUACUUCCCACGCAUCACCUAUCCAUUAGUACAUUUGGCAAACUGGUUUUGUGGUCUCAAUCUGUUCUGGGUCUGUAAAGCGUGCUUUAGGUGUUUAAAAAGAUUGAAAAUGAGUUGGUUUCUUCCCACAGUGCUGGAUACAGGACAGGGCUUCAAACUUGUCAAAUCCUAAUCAGCAACCAAAGAGAAAAUGAAGUGAGAGCUCUGUGAACUUUCUCACUGUACCAUACUUAAAACCUUUUCUAUGACUAUUUUUCUCUGAAAAAGUCUGCUCUACUCACUUUACUCAGCUUUUUGAGCAGCUACAGUAUAUGCAACAGUUAGAAAUUGCAAUCUUAAACAGAAGAGGGUAGAACUAUGAUAUUUUGAAUUUUGUAACAUGUACAUACAUAAGAGAAUUAUUUAAUAUGACUGUGCAUUUUGGAGACAGGUCACAUGUUCAUGUGUCUUACUUAAGGCAGCCUUUGUUUAGAGACACCAGCUUGAUGGACAGGAGCUCCUGUGAGUGCUAACCAUGCUGAUCUGUCACUUAUGUUCACUAUACGGUUUAAAAACAGGAAAAGAACCAAGCUAAUACUCCAAUCAGUUUACAUAUCCUUGAAAUUAUGUGGUGGGGUCACUGAGCCAAAAACUCCAGAAUAUAUAGCUACUCUAUGUAAGUAGCUACCAAGAAGCUUUAGUUUUAUUUGCUUUUACAUCUUGUGCCCUGCCUCAGUUCUCUACUGCCAUCAGUGGAAAUUUGCCAUGGAAAACAAGGAAAUCAGACAACCUUCUCAUGCUCUGAUACUUCUCAGACGGUGUGUUCUGAAGUGAGAUUUAAAAGCAUUCAGUGUUACUUUCAUCAUUAAAUAUAUUGCUGGUGAUCUUUGAGCAUACAUUCCCAGUAGUUAAUUCAUAUAUGGAAUAAAGACUGCACUGAGCAUU
Messenger RNA from Sturnus vulgaris (Common starling), 4170 nucleotides. The record is from RefSeq and is a predicted model, not a curated record. Lineage: Eukaryota; Metazoa; Chordata; Aves; Passeriformes; Sturnidae.